Molecule: messenger RNA, 8910 nt
Organism: Pseudonaja textilis
Lineage: Eukaryota; Metazoa; Chordata; Lepidosauria; Squamata; Elapidae
Gene: GLI2
Product: GLI family zinc finger 2
Biological process (GO): smoothened signaling pathway; regulation of transcription by RNA polymerase II
Cellular component (GO): nucleus
Molecular function (GO): DNA-binding transcription factor activity, RNA polymerase II-specific; RNA polymerase II cis-regulatory region sequence-specific DNA binding
Source: RefSeq, a predicted model, not a curated record
GUGCGUGUAUUGAUGUCCUACGCAGGGAUGAUGGAUGGCAGAAGGGCAGAAAUACGCCAGCAACAGGGGCGCUCGACACUUUUUUAAACUCUCCCGGUCCCCCCCUUUCCCCCCCCUCUUUUUUUCCCCCCUGUGAUCACCAAUGAGCCUCAGAGCGGGAGAAAGAAGGGAAAAGAAUCCGCGCGAGCGUCGGGAAGGGCCAGCAGCAGCACCAGCAGCAGCAGCAGACUUCGCCUUUCUUUAAAAAAAAAAAGUGUGGGGGGAGAAACAGAGCGACGGAGCACAAAAAAAAGGAAGCCCGGGCAAGUUGAACCCCACUCGCUCUUCCGCGCCCCUGAAGUGGACGAUGGGGAGCUGGGCACGACGCCCUGCUCUGGAGCCGGAACAGCCGCUGGCCGCGUGAAAACUUCUCUUUAGGGGACUCAGAAGCUGGAAUAUGCAUGUCUAAGAUGGAAACAUCCACAUCAAUGGCUUCUGCGAAAAAAGAAGAGAAAAGUGUCCUUCUGGAAGACAAUGGCUUUAGUGAACCAACGAAGAAACCAGUUCCUUUAGCAGCUGCAGCCACAGCAGCGGUGGUGACCCAAGGAGUUCCACAGCACAUUUUUCCAGCCUUCCAUUCUCCUUUGCCAAUUGACAUGCGUCACCAAGAAGGAAGAUACCAUUAUGAACCUCACUCCCUUCAUGCGAUUCAUGGACCUUCCACUCUAAGUGGCAGCCCUGUUAUCUCUGAUAUCUCCCUCAUCCGUCUGUCACCCCACCCUGUGGGACCCGCAGACUUGCCUUUCAGCCACCCUCAUCCAUACAUGAACCCCCAUGUGGAGCAUUACUUCCGGUCCAUGCACAGCAGCCCUACUCUGUCUAUGAUCUCAGCGGCUAGAGGUCUCAGCCCAGCUGAUGUAGCUCAUGAGCAUCUGAAAGAGAGGAGUCUCUUUGGCCUUCCUCAUCCUCCUCCAGGAGCCAGCCCUGCAGACUACUAUCACCAGAUGACAUUCAUGGCCAGCCACCCGAAUCCUUACGGGGAUCUCCUUGUGCAGAGUGGAGCAGCAGCCGGGGCCACGCAUCUUCAUGAUUACCUCAGCCCUGUAGAUGUGUCAAGAUUCUCCAGCCCAAGAGUAACGCCAAGACUCAGCAGGAAGCGAGCGCUUUCUAUAUCCCCCUUGUCCGACGCCAGCAUUGACCUCCAAACCAUGAUUCGGACUUCACCCAAUUCCCUGGUUGCUUAUAUUAAUAAUUCCAGAAGUAGUUCUGCCGCUAGUGGCUCGUAUGGCCAUUUAUCAGCAGGGGCAAUAAGUCCUGCCUUUACCUUCCCUCAUCCGAUCAACCCAGUGACAUACCAACAAAUUCUGAACCAGCAAAGAGGCCUGAGCUCAGCAUUUGGACAUACCCCUCCUUUUCUACAGCCAUCUCCAACUUUCCCUGCCCGGCAGCAUGUGGCUGUCAUCUCGGUCAACUCUUCUCCUGCUCAGAUCAGCAACAGCAGCAACUGCAUCGCUGAGUCCAGCCAGAACAAGCAAAGCAGUGAAUCGGCCGUUAGCAGCACAGUCAAUCCAGUAAUUCAUAAACGCAGUAAAGUCAAGACUGAAACAGAGAUUCUACCACCAGCUUCUCCACCGACUCAGGAACUUCUGACAGACUUGAAAGAAGAACUUGAUAAGGAUGAAUGCAAGCAGGAGCCUGAAGUUAUUUAUGAGACCAACUGUCACUGGGAAGGUUGUACAAAGGAGUAUGAUACGCAGGAGCAGCUGGUCCACCACAUCAACAAUGAUCAUAUUCAUGGGGAGAAGAAGGAGUUUGUUUGUCGCUGGCAGGAAUGUACCCGGGAACAGAAGCCUUUCAAAGCACAAUACAUGCUAGUGGUGCACAUGCGAAGGCAUACUGGAGAAAAACCCCACAAGUGCACGUUUGAAGGUUGCUCCAAAGCCUAUUCACGGCUAGAGAACUUAAAGACACACCUGAGGUCACACACAGGAGAAAAACCUUAUGUCUGUGAACACGAGGGAUGCAAUAAGGCCUUUUCCAAUGCUUCUGAUCGAGCAAAACACCAGAACAGAACACAUUCCAACGAGAAACCCUAUGUCUGCAAGAUCCCGGGCUGCACCAAGAGAUACACAGACCCCAGUUCUCUCAGGAAACACGUGAAGACAGUGCAUGGACCGGAAGCCCACGUCACCAAAAAGCAACGCAAUGACAUUCAUCUGAGGCCACCUGUCCUUAAGGAAAACAAUGACAAUGAAGCAAGUGCCAAGCAGAGCAGCCGGUCUACUGAAGAGCGGGCUGAGGCAAACAGCACCACCACAGGCACAGAGGACAGUUUACAAGUCAAAACGAUAAAGACAGAGAAGUCUGUGAUGUAUCAGUCCAGUCCUGGUGGCCAAUCAUCAUGCAGCAGUGAACCAUCACCCCUUGGGAGCAUCAACAACAAUGACAGUGGAGUGGAAAUGAACAUGCACAGUGGGGGAAGUCUGGGGGACCUGACUGUGUUGGAGGAUAAUACUCCUGUUGUGGACUCGACAGUUUCAUCUGGCAACUCAACUGUUGGUCUUCAACUAAGGAAAAACAUGACAGCAAUGCAACGCCUUGAGCAGCUCAAGAAAGAGAAACUCAGGACAGUGAAGGAUUCUUGCUCAUGGGCAAAUCCAGCACCACAAGUCAAAAACAGCAAACUGCCUCCCAUCCCAGGCAACGGUUGUCUGCUGGACAAUAUGUGUAGCGCCUCUACAAUGCUGCCUAACCCAAGGAGAACUGAGCUGUCCAUCAGUGAAAUUACCAUGCUAAACCAACUAGCUGAACGCCGUGACAGCUCAACCAGUACUAUCAGCUCUGCCUACACAGUCAGCCGCAGAUCAUCAGGAAUAUCCCCUUACUUCUCCAGCCGCCGUUCCAGUGAAGCUUCUCAAUUUGGAAAUCGCCCUAACAACACCAGCUCUGCUGACUCCUAUGAUCCUAUUUCCACAGAUGCCUCUCGCAGGUCAAGUGAUGCCAGUCAAUGUAAUGGGUUCUCUGGUCUCCUGAAUCUCACACCCGCUCAGCAGUACAGGCUGAAAGCUAAGUAUGCUGCUGCCACAGGAGGCCCACCACCUACACCACUACCUAACAUGGAAAGAAUGACCCUGAGGAAUAAAAUCUCUCUCCUUGAUGGUUCAGAGCCUGCUUUGCCUUCAUUUCGUCUCCCUCCAGGGCCAAGGCGUUGUAGUGACAGCAAUGCUUAUGCGUAUGGGACAUCGCCUGCAUUCUCUCAUGAAGUGCCUAGUGCAAGACGGGCAAGUGAUCCAGUAAGGAGACCUGCUGGGGACCCAGGUUCCCUUCCUAGAAUCCAUACUUUCAAUAGCACCAACAGCAUGAAUCUUCUUCAUCCUCAUGCAGACAGAAGACAAUUCAACCUUCCAGUCUUUCCACAUGCAGACAGGAGCCUUGCUAGGCAUGUGUACUCCCCACGACCCCCAAGUAUUAGUGAAAAUAUUGCCAUGGAAGCAAUGCCUGGUGAGACAGAUAGUUCUGUGGGAGAUGACGAUAUUGUCCUGCCUGAUGAUGUGGUACAAUACAUCAAAUCCCAAAACAAUGGGGUUGCCACGGAGAACUCUUCUACAGGGUAUGGCAGUGAAAUGCAAAACUUCCAAGUAAACGCAAAAGUGCAAAAUAACAAUGCAUUAAACCAGCGUAGAAUGGCUGUUCCAGAUCUGAGUAUGAACCAUGCAAACUCUGUUGGUGGUGGAUGCCAAAUAAACUAUGGAGCUAACUCUAAUUUGCAUAAAAAUAACAUGCCAGUCCAGUGGAAUGAAGUUAGCUCAGGAACUGUUGAUGUACCCUCCUCUCAAGCAAAGCAGCAGUUCCCUCAGCGGAACCUAGCUGUAUUCCAUCAGAAGCAAAACUUUGGUCAGUAUCAGAACUUCAACCAACAGCAGUUGCAGGCAGGCCAAAACAACAUGAAUGGGAAUCUGCAGCAGUUUGUGCAGAAAAACGCAGGCAUGGAUGGACAAAGGCUCAAUUGCAUGCACUUAAAGCAGCAACAGGUGAAUCCAGGUUCUGUUAACAACUUAAACCUGAACUCCCAUGAAGUGUUCAACCAAGUUCAUCAUCAAAUGCUAAGUCCAAAUACGAUGGGGGGUGGUGAUGUCACCCAACUUUCUCCUUCCUGUAAUAACAUGACCAUGAAGCCUGCAUUCCACGUUCAUUCUCAGCAAUUAGAUAACGUGGCUAAUCCCAUUUCAAUAGUUAGCAAUGGCAGAGAAUAUGUAAUGCACAGUCAAGACAUGCAGGAACCGGGGUAUCAGCAGAGCUUUCCAUCUCAGUCAAGCCAUAUGAACUUCUCCAUGACACAAGAGGAUUUCCACCAGCCUUCUGCAUUAAUAACCUCAAAUCAACCCAACUUUGAGCCACAACAGAAUACAAUCAGUACCGUUGGACAGAGUUUCGCUUCCUCAAUGGUACAACCUCACCCUCCACCUAAUCCUAAUCCAGGAAACAAGCACCAAGAAGUCCGUGCUGGGCAGCAGUUGGGAUACGUGAGAAUUUCUCACCUAACAAAUGAUGUAAGUUCAGGGCAGCAAAGGGCACACUCUUCCCCCAAGAGAACAACUGGUGUAGGAUCGUUGCAACCACAAUUUAACAGUAGUAUGAGAGAAGGCCAUUUGAUGCACUAUUAUGGUCAAAUACAUAUGUAUGAACAAAAUGGGAAUGUCAAUAACCAAACAGAUUACAACGCCAGACAACAAUGUGCGCUGAACACCAAACCAGCCACCAUGCCUUCCCCUGGUACUAAUCAAGUUUCUAGCACAGUGGAUUCUCAGGGUCUGGAAUCUCCUCAGAUAGAUUUUGAUGCUAUCAUGGAUGAUGGCGACCAUUCAAGUCUGAUGUCAGGAACCUUGAGCCCUAGCAUCCUGCAGAAUCUCUCUCAGAACUCUUCUCGCCUUACAACUCCCCGAAAUUCUCUGACACUGCCAGCUAUACCAGCUGGAAUUAGUAACAUGGCAAUAGGGGACAUGAAUUCUAUGCUGACCACCCUGGCAGAAGAGAGCAAAUUUCUUAACAUGAUAUCUUAAUGCAUAAAGCACAAAUGUACCUCUAAGACAUAUCCAGAGAUUAUGUGCUGGGCAAUGUUAUGAAUGUGCUUUUCUUUAAAAAAAAAAAAAGGAGAAGGAAAAAAAGUUUCCAUAGAGUAGACUUUUACAAGUAUUAAAACAUAUUAAGGGAAUUCCAAGUAAGAAAAAAUAUCUUUGUACAAACAUGCAUAAACUAUGUUUAAAAAAAGCACUGAAAGGAUGCACUUCUAGGAUUACUUUGGUGCUUGUUUUUGGAGUGCUGAAAGAUGCCACCCUUCUUCUUAAAGUGCUUCUGAAAUGUGUCGCCAGUUAUAAAAGGUAGAUACAUUGAGAAUCCUUUCAAAAACCUGACUGCCAUUGCCACCCUCCCUUCCCUUGUUAGCUUGCAACGGGUUAACGUUUCUUCAAACCAUCAACCUCAAAAUUAAAUGGCACUUUGCCAGUUGUGAGACAUUCAAAAGCCAUGUGUUAAAAUAAUCACUGUUUAAAAUGAAGCUUUACUUUUUGCAAUCUCCUUUUGGCUUUCCCUUACCUAUAGCUGCAAAUAUGUAAUGCCUUGUCCUCCCUAGCGAGAGUUAUAAAUUUAAGCAUAUGCAAAGCCAUACUAUAAAUGCUUCAUGCUUUGCUUAUGACCAGUUGUGCAUGCAUGCACAGACACACACACACACAACUUCAUUAUUACAGCCAGUAUCGCUCUUUGUAUCUUGCAGCUUAGCUGAGAAUCAACUUUGAGGCAAAGUGCCUUACUGUGCAUUAGCAGUUGAGACUUCUAGGCAUCUGUUGUCCAAUAAUGUCAAAUAAAGUGUAUAUUGCCAGAAGCAUAUAUAAAAUAAAGGUGCAUUUAUGUCAGGCAACACCGUGUGGCUAAAAGGACAUUUGAGAGAGACAUGUUGAUGGGGAAAUGUGAGAAACUAUUGGGCUUUGGUUUGGUUGCUUUUUCUAAUCAGAGGCCAUCAUGGAGAAUGAAGUGGAAGUUUGAAAAACAAACUAAUUUAAAGAUAUUGUAGGGGGAAAAAUCUCUACCAUGCACGGUGUGAAACACAGAUCACUCUGAGUUUCUAUGGACUUCACUUUGGAAUUGCUCAUACAAAAAUCAUAGUGCUGGAGUUUGUUAAAUGACAUAAAAAUGAUGCAGCAGAAAUGUGAAUGUUUUUAUGUCAUGAAAUUUGUUCAUCCCUCCCAGUUAGGUGUUCUAUAAAACUGUUUAAUUACACACUGCAUGGGUUAGCUCUGACUGAUAUGUCACUUUGGAGGUGGCCAACUGGCUUUGGUAAAAAUGAUCUUCUGUUUGCUUGACCAGUUGUGAUGUCAUUAUUGUGAGAUUUUAAAGCCGUUCGGAGUUCCUUGGAAAAGAGGGAUAGCCCAGAAAGAAAAUAAUUUAAGCAUGAAAUUAAUAAAUAAUGCCAGGCGCCUCUUCAAACCCAUUGUUAGAACUCUAAGUGGCAUAAUCUCAUGAAAGCUUAGCAUAACUGCUUUGAAGACCUUCCCAUAUUGCCUAAGCAUGGAGAAAACAAGGAGAUUCAACAACCGUCUUUCAGAAGGGUCUUCUGUGUCUUUGCCAUUGUGCUCAGAUGAAAUGGGGAGGCCCUUGAAGAGCCAAACUUUCAAGAUAACAUGAUAGAUUAGUAGAAUGGUUCAGUGCUACAUGCUCAUCAACUUAAGCUCAUAAAAAUGAAUAUUCUUGUGCUAUUACAAGAAUGGCAAAUUUAUAGUCAGUAUUAUGGCAUCUAAGUUGCCAUCCAGUUGCCAUGUAUUUAGCUAACAUACUAUUUAUAUACCUAACCCCUCCAGUAAGAAGAAAUAGUACAUCCAUGCCUACUGUCCCAUCUCUCUUAAGAUAAUUUUGGGUGUCAGUAAGCAGCUGUUGCCAAAACUGCAUGUUAUCCAGAAGUACUUGCACUGCAUAAUUGCACUAAUUAAUUCAUGCAAACCAAUGGGGGUGUUUAUGCAUUUAUCUAAUAGAAAUUUGGAAAACAUUAUUUGGAAAGAGAAAAUUAUGAGAUCAGACAAUCAUUAAGGGCAGAGAUUCCAACCAGGAAAAGCUGGUGAAAAAAGUGGAACAUGAAAUUAGGCAGCUGCCAAUUGCAAUACAGGGUAGAGUGAAUAUCAAAUGUAAAAAACCUUGGGGUACCAAGGUUUGCAUUUUUAUAAUGGGGCUCACUAGAUUUGAGUUAAGGUAUUCAAGCCCAAAUCACAGGCACUACCUAUCAACAUACACCGAUAUCUAUCUAGACAACAUUUCUGGGUCAACUGCUGAUAAAACAAAGUUUGCUCUCUCCUAUACAGCUUCUGCUUUUCCAAAUCUGCUUCAGAUGAUUGAAGUUUAUCUAAAACGGGUUUGAGAGCACACCAAAAAGAGGAGCAGAGCAGACAAAAGAAAAAUAAAAUCCAAUUGUCUUGUGUGACAUUAGAGUUAGCUCUAUGGGUUUUAUGGUUCAGCAGAAUUAUAAAAGCAUAGCUGUAAAAGGAUGGUAUAUUAUGAAUUCCCCACUUUAUACAUUUAUACAUUUGAUUAAAGUGACUUAUUUCAUUAUUUAUUUUUGAACUUGUUUUAAAAAGAAAGGAGAUAUAAACCCAGUUCUUUAAAGAAACAGGGCCCCCAAGAGUGUCUUUGCUCAUUUUUUUUUGCCUAUCAGUAUUCUGUAUCAGAAUCUGAUCCAUUUGCAGUGCCAUUGAUCUACCUUGUAGCCUCUACCUUGGAAAUACACUGUCCGGCAAACAUUGCCAAGAUUAAGUCUGAUUAGGAUGACUUGAAUGUGGACCUUUCUGGCUGCAUACAAGCAUAUGGACAUAAAGUCAAGCCAAUCACACUUCUCCCUCCAUAAAAAGCAUGGAAGUUUUGAAUAGCCAUGUUUACAUCAAGAAAUGCCAAUAUAUGAACUGGUUCUCAAUUUAAUCAAUAGCUAUGUAUCAGCAGGUGAUGGAUUACUGUCUCACAGGUUUUCCUAUGUCUGAUGUUUAACGCCAUAGAAAAGGGAACUUCUCACAGCAGAGUUUGUGGUGGCAAAAUUUUCUGGAUAGUACAUUUCCAUACCCAUUUCUUAUUAAUUAUCCUUUCCUUUAUCUGUACAUUUUUCAGUAUCAUCAAGAAAAAUCUAUUUGGUUUGGUCUUUCAUCUUGUUAAAGGUUACCCUGCAGAAUAUGUUUGUUUGGGUGUCUCAAGAAAACCAAUUUAGUAUUCCAAAAAUGUAUUGUUUCUUUGUUUCCCCCCAUUCAUAAUGGACAAUGGAAGACUUAAAAGAAGGAGAAAGGGAGAGAUAAUAACUACAGUAGUUCUUCUCAAGACAUCUGAAUAUUGAACAUCUAAAGGCAAGACAGGAAAGUGAUUUUUUUUUAAAUGAAUUGUUCUUUCAGUAGGAUGACAGUGUUGCUAUCAGCCUACUAAUGUGGACCUUUCAGAUCUGUUCAUAGGACCAUGCUCAAGUGAUAUUUGUGUAGCAUUACACACAUGAUUUGGUUGUGUGACACCCCCCCUCCCCAUCCUCAUCACUUAGAAUUGUCUUGAUACAGAAUAAGAAUAGCACAAAGUUUCAAAGAGCUAAGAAGAUAUUGGACCUCCCACAAGCCAUCAGGAUGCCUGGUUGCAGGAAUGUGUACUGAUAUGAACCUUGAAAAGCAUUAACAAAUGCAAACACAAACAGUUUGUCCAUUGUUUUCUUCAACUUGUCCAUGGUGGUCUCCCUUUAUUUUCUGUAAUAGUAUUAUAACAAAAAAAAAAAAAACCUGGCUCUGUAUAUAUUCUGUAUAGAAGGCAUUCAUUAUUAAUAAGAGUACUGUAGCUGAAUUGUUCUGCCUUUAUAUCUCCAGGAGCUUUUUAUCUGUUUUCUACAUCGUACGGAUGGCAGUCAUAUGCUAAAACUGUAUAUAAAUG